This is a messenger RNA of Zygotorulaspora mrakii, 2220 nucleotides long. RefSeq names its product ATP-binding cassette permease MDL1 (gene MDL1). The record is from RefSeq and is a predicted model, not a curated record. Lineage: Eukaryota; Fungi; Ascomycota; Saccharomycetes; Saccharomycetales; Saccharomycetaceae. The transcript has a single exon. Gene Ontology annotation, molecular function: ABC-type oligopeptide transporter activity; ATP binding; ATP hydrolysis activity. Gene Ontology annotation, cellular component: membrane. Gene Ontology annotation, biological process: transmembrane transport. Bases 1 to 2220 code for a protein of 739 amino acids.
AUGAUUAGUUUACUGAGGCAUCAUUUGCACUCUAGUGCUAAGCUGAAUACUCAAUUGAAUGUAUGCGUGCGCCGAUUGCAUGUUCCUUACAAAUAUAGAACCUCAUCACUGAAUUUUGUUGGAAAUAAUCUUCGGCAAUCUCAUAUUACAAUAGAAAUUCUCAUCCUGAGUCAAUUGAGAUCCCAAUCAACACAUUUGAGAGCAGCUACUAAGUCUGCCCCUAUCGAAAAUGCUAACCUGAAUUUACCUAGACUUUCGUCGUCCAAUCUGACUGGAUCAGGAAUGAAAGAUAUCAAAAGAUUGUUCCGACUAGCGAAGCCAGAAACAAUGUAUAUAGCUCUCGCCCUAUUGCUUAUUCUAAUCUCAAGCUCUGUAAGUAUGGUGCUUCCUAGCGUUAUUGGCAAAUUGUUGGAUUAUGCGAAAGAUGGCUUCGAGACAAGUGAUGUUGAGGAGACAGAAGGUUCACAAGAGGAGACAGAAGGUUCACAAGAGGAGACAGAAGGUUCACAAGAGAAGACAGCUCGCAAAAUUUAUGGACUUAGUCCCAAUCAAUUCAUUGCAGCUAUGGGUUGUGUAUUUGUGGUGGGAGCUAUAGCAAAUAUGGGGCGCGUAAUUAUAUUGAAGGUAACUGGUGAAAGGCUUGUGGCGAGGCUGAGAACUCGUACAAUGAAAGCAGCUCUUGAUCAAGAUGCCACUUUUUUGGAUACCAAUCGUGUUGGUGAUUUGAUCUCGAGACUAUCUUCAGAUGCUUCCAUUGUAGCAAAGUCGGUUACACAAAACGUUUCCGAUGGCACAAGGGCCACAAUCCAAGGCAUCGUGGGAUUCGGUAUGAUGGGGUAUAUUUCGUGGCAGUUGACUUGCGUCAUGGGGCUCAUGAUACCACCAAUUGCAAUUAUGGCUUUAGUGUACGGCAGAAAAGUUAGAAAUUUAUCAAGGCAAUUACAAACAUCUGUUGGUGAAUUGACAAAGGUUGCUGAAGAAGAAUUGAAUGCGACAAGAACAAUCCAAUCAUACGUUGGAGAGAAAAAAGAGAUUCAUCGAUAUGCUAAAGAGGUCAGAAACGUCUUCAAUAUCGGGCUUAAAGAAGCAAUGGUGUCUGGUAUGUUCUUUGGAUCGACAGGUCUUGUAGGAAACGUUGCCCUAUUAUCAUUGCUCAUGGUAGGUACUAAUAUGAUCCAAGCUGGACUGAUGACAGUCGGAGAUCUAUCCAGCUUCAUGAUGUAUGCCAUCUACACCGGUACUUCAAUGUUUGGUCUGUCAAACUUUUAUUCGGAGAUUAUGAAAGGAGCCGGAGCAGCCGCAAGAGUGUUUGAGUUAAAAGAUCGUAAGCCUCUGAUAUCCCCAACAAUUGGAAAAGAUCCAAAAACAUUACUAGGGAAAUCGAUUGAAUUCAAUCACGUAUCAUUCACUUAUCCAACAAGACCCGGGCAACAGAUUUUCAACGACAUAAGUAUUUCUAUAGAGUCAGGCGAGCACGUUUGUUUCGUCGGUCCCUCUGGUUCUGGUAAGUCUACAAUCGCUUCACUCCUAUUGAGAAAUUAUGAUGUCACCUCAGGAUGCAUUAAGAUCGGCACUGACGAUAUCCGUAGUUUUAAUCUAAGAAAAUAUCGAAGACUUCUGGGAGUCGUCCAGCAGGAACCAGUGUUGUUCAACGGCACUAUUUUCGAUAAUAUAUUGUACACGGUCCCUCCAAAAGUGGCACAAGACAAAAAUCGAGUGGCCAAAGCGAUCGGGCAGGCAAACUGUGCCAAGUUUUUGUCAAAUCUACAGGAUGGAUUGCAAACAAAUGUUGGCCCCCGAGGUGCCCUGCUAUCAGGUGGCCAAAAGCAAAGGGUCGCUCUAGCCAGGUCAUUCCUUCUGCAGGCACCUCUGCUGAUACUCGACGAGGCAACUAGCGCACUUGACGUCCAGAGCGAAGAGGUGAUCGCCAGGACGCUGAAGGAAAGGGUCCAAAAGGGCCUGACCACCAUAUCGAUAGCUCACAGACUCUCUACCAUCAAGCACUCAACCAGAGUUGUCGUUCUAAGUAAACAUGGCUCUGUCAUUGAAACCGGGCCCUUCGAGCAGCUAAUUGCAAAUCCAAAGAGUGAGUUGAACGUAUUACUAUCGCAACAGCAGCAGGUUGAUAACAAAGAACAGGAGAGGGAGCAAGAAGAUAUAAAUGCCCAUGUAAUGAAAUCAAUCCCAUGGACGGAAGAUGCUACGAGCAACGCAAUCUAG